AUGGAGGGCGAGAUUGCCCCAGCAUCAUCUCACUCGGUGCGGCACGCAUUAAAGAAGUGGCAAAGCACUUGGGAGCUGAACCCGGUGUCGUCCCUCAGUCCCCUAGAUAAGCAUGGCCCCGUCGCAUUCAACUCGAAGGCUGUAUUCCACCUAGCUUGCAUCCGCUUGGCCAUAGACAUUGGUCCAGGUCGCUCACCCCUUGAACAAGACCUUGGUCACAUCGCUCGGAGACUAAAGGACAGCUCAGGUCUGCAAAGAGGCUCAAUGCUUACUCUUGCAGCGAGGCAUGCGAUACAUCGCAGCACUGUGUCCACCCAUGAAAAUGGCGUGUAUUUCGAUGGUCGCGCCCCAAGCUGCUCGAUUAUGCAUGCCGUCUGCUCCCUGGAAUAUGCACAUAUUGUCAACAAUGGAAUAAACAGCAAGAGUCCACGUACUGUUCCACAGAGAUAUCAAUGUAAUCCUAUAAUUGUCUUUUACAGCUUAACGGGGAAGUGA
This is a messenger RNA of Aspergillus alliaceus, 495 nucleotides long. RefSeq lists its product as uncharacterized. The record is from RefSeq and is a predicted model, not a curated record. Lineage: Eukaryota; Fungi; Ascomycota; Eurotiomycetes; Eurotiales; Aspergillaceae. The coding region runs from base 1 to 495 and encodes 164 amino acids. The transcript is spliced from 3 exons.